Nicotiana attenuata is the source of this 1128-nucleotide messenger RNA. Its product is annotated as zinc finger BED domain-containing protein RICESLEEPER 2-like. Gene Ontology annotation, molecular function: DNA binding. The transcript has a single exon. The record is from RefSeq and is a predicted model, not a curated record. NCBI's taxonomy places the organism in Eukaryota, Viridiplantae, Streptophyta, Magnoliopsida, Solanales, Solanaceae. Bases 1 to 1128 code for a protein of 375 amino acids.
AUGGCUAUUACUGGUCAUUUCAUUGAUGAUUCAUGGAGGCUUCAAAGUCACAUUUUGAGAUUUGCUUAUGUGCCUGCUCCACAUGAUAAAGAUGCCUUGUGUGGUGCUUUGGUUAAUUGUUUGUUUGAUUGGAAUCUUGAACGAAAAAUAUCAACUAUCACAGUUGAUAAUUCUAGCACAAACAAUGCUAUGAUUAAAACUUUAUUGGAUGAGAAACUCAAUAAAAAUGAUUUGUUGUUGACUGGUCGAGUAUUUCAUGUGUGUUGUGCUGCACAUAUUUUAAAUUUGAUUGUGCAAGAAGGGUUAAAAGUGAUAGGAGAUAGUAUUAGCAAAGUGCGUGAUAGUGUCUUGGAUUGGAUUGGAUCAGCUGGCAGAAUUGAGAGGUUUGAAGAAGCCGCAUGUUUGGUUCACUGUUCUUGUUAUAAGAAGUUGGAGUAUGAUUGUCCUACUCGAUGGAACUCAACAUAUUUAAUGUUGAGAACAGCUAUAGAAUACAAAGAGGUGUUUAACAAGUUGAGUCUAACUGACACAAAUUAUAAGUCGUAUCCAACUGAAGAGCAAUGGAGUAAUGCAGAAGAUGUUUAUGAUAAGCUCAAACUUUUUUAUCAUAUCACUGAACAGUUUUCAGGAACUCAAUAUCCAACUUCUAGUCAAUACUUUACAAAAGUUUGUGAAAUUAAACUAGAAUUGGAAGCUUGGGUGAAAGAGCUUAAUCCUUUGAUUAGCGAUAUGGCAUCUGCCAUGUUAUUGAAAUUUAAAAAAUAUUGGGAUGAUGUGCAUAUUUUGAUGGGAGUAGCUGCAAUCUUUGAUCCACGGUACAAGAUGAGGUUGGUAGAGUUCUUUCUUCCACUGAUUUAUGGUGAAGAAGCUUCAACUAAAAUUCAAGAAGUUCGAUCCAAUUGUUAUGAUCUCUUUCAAGAUUAUAAGAGUAAAUUAUCUGCUCCACAUGAUUCAUUAGCAUCUAGUUCUAGUGAAGUCACUAGUUUUACUCAGGGUGAUCGGCUUUCGAGCUUUGAUAGAUUUUUAGCUUCAACUGGAGCUACCGUGGAGAAAAGAUCAGAGUUGGAUAUGUACUUAGAAGAAGACCUACUACCUCGAACCCCUUCAUUUGACAAUUUGAGUCGGUGA